Colletotrichum spaethianum is the source of this 1245-nucleotide messenger RNA. Its product is annotated as 4-O-dimethylallyl-L-tyrosine synthase. The coding region runs from base 1 to 1245 and encodes 414 amino acids. Lineage: Eukaryota; Fungi; Ascomycota; Sordariomycetes; Glomerellales; Glomerellaceae. Gene Ontology annotation, biological process: alkaloid metabolic process. The transcript has 2 exons. The record is from RefSeq and is a predicted model, not a curated record. Gene Ontology annotation, molecular function: transferase activity, transferring alkyl or aryl (other than methyl) groups.
AUGGGGGAGAUGAUCAUGUCACACGAACCUUGGGACUUCCUGAACUCUGUCCUGCGGUUCAGAGAUGAUGACUCUCAGUUCUGGUGGGACAAGACAGGGAGGAUGUUCUCCAAGCUCCUCAAGUACGCGGGGUACAGCGCAUCUGAGCAGUACCGCGAACUAAACUUUUACUCCCUUUUCGUUGCCCCUGAGCUCGGCCCCUCUCCAGACUGUCACGGCAACGUAAGAAGAUGGAGAAGUCCCGGAACACCAGAUUCAACCCCUAUCGACUUCAGCUGGGAAUGGGGUCACGAUAAUCGCGCUGUCAUUCGUUACUCCUUUGAACCAAUUGGCCUCCACGCCGGUACAGACCUCGACCCCCUUAACAGACACGCAACAAACGACUGGAUCUUCAAGCUUCAGCAACAGAAGAUGGUUCCUGGUCUCGACCUCGAGUGGUACAACCAUUUCACAAAACAGAUUCUGCCCCAUGGCAGCCGUACAAAGACAGUAGAUCGCUUCAUUGAGGAGACGACACCAAAAGCAGGAACCGUGGUAGCACUCGACAUCGAGAAGAGUGGCCCGGUCAUGAAGAUAUACAUCUACCCCGGAUUGAAAGCUGAGGAGCUUGGCAUCACCAACCUCGAGUUAGUAGAGCAGUCAAUCCGAAGCCUACCCACCGAACAAUUUCAGUCCCUUAACGCCGAACCCCUUCUCGACUUCCUAAAAGAAGGCACCAAGAAGUACGAUUUCGAGACUGGCAUUCUGGCCAUUGACUGUCUCGCCCCCCAGGACGCCCGCAUCAAGGUCUACAUCCGAGCAAAGCAUACAACAUUCGAUUACAUGAUGGACUGCAUCACCCUUGGGGGAAGACUUGACAUGUCAGGCGAAGCCAUUGAUGACCUCAAGGACUUCUGGCGAACAUUCCUCGCUGAUGCACCAGAUAUUCUGCCUGAGGACGCUCCGGGCCGAGCCAGCCCCGGCUUCUACUACACCCUCGGGUGCGGAAGGGCCAUUUCACCAAAGGUCUACAUCUCUCCCAACUACUUUAGUAAGAACGAUGUGGAUGUUCUUGCUCGUCUUCGCACUUUCUUCGCCUCCCGUCGCACAGACUCGAUGAUGGACAACUAUGAACAGGCUUUGAAAGAUAUCUUCCAUUACUACGUUGGAUGUGCUUUGCACAAGGGCCAGCUGAGGGUAGUAACAUACCUCAGCCCUCAGUCCUUUGAUUGCGAGAAGGACCUGAUUCAGGGUCGUAAACCGUGA